Empidonax traillii (willow flycatcher) is the source of this 1085-nucleotide messenger RNA. RefSeq names its product G2/M phase-specific E3 ubiquitin-protein ligase-like. The transcript has 7 exons. NCBI's taxonomy places the organism in Eukaryota, Metazoa, Chordata, Aves, Passeriformes, Tyrannidae. The coding region runs from base 299 to 826 and encodes 175 amino acids. Gene Ontology annotation, cellular component: nucleus. The record is from RefSeq and is a predicted model, not a curated record.
GGAGCCACUUCUCCCUUCUUUUGCAGAGCCAGUGCAGGAGCAGCUGGAGGAGACCUGGGUGUUCCAAGGAGAGGGACUUCGUACUGACAGUCACCAUGUCAGACCAGGAGGAGGAGACCCCCGAAGUGAGGGAGCCAGCGUGCCUGCUGUGUGGACGACCAGAGGCUGACCCGGACAUGUAUGGAGAAAAAGUUCAUACAAAUGGAGUCUGUGCCCACGAGUUCUGUCUGGUGAGUUGCUUUGUGUGCUCUUUCCAUAUAUUGACAGGCAGUCCCUGCCACUCUCUCCUCAUCAGCGCAUGGCAUUUUUCCUGCAGUUUUUUGCCAGCAACCUUCCUCACCACCCAGUUGAUCGAGUAGGACACAGGGCUUUUCUCCCACGGGAUAUCCUAGAUGUAGUCUCUCGAGCAGCACAGAAGAGCUGCUUCAUCUGUGGCCAGAGUGGGGCCACCAUCACCUGCUGUGAAACCGACUGUGACCUGAGCUUCCACCUGCCCUGCGCCAAGCAGGGAGGAUGUGUCACCCAGUUCAGCAGACCAUACAGGUCCUUCUGCCCCACACACAGACCAGAGCAGGCAGUGGAGGUGACUCCAGAGCCAGGCACCGAAUGCCUCAUCUGCAUGGAGCCCGUGGAAGAAAGAAAAACCUUCAAUACCAUGGUGUGCCCAGCGUGCAAAAACGCCUGGUUCCACAGGGAUUGUAUUCAAGGACAGGCUCUGCAUGCUGGUUUUUUAUCCCUCCGGUGCCCCCUCUGCAGGGAUAAUAACACAUUUGUCAAGAGUCUGUUCACCAUGGGGAUCCAAAUCCCCUUCAGCCUCCAGAGAUGAUUUGGAGCUUGCUGGCCCCAGCACGGCCAGACUGUCAGGAUUGGAGCCUUCGGAGGUCUCCAGAGAACGUGAGACCAUCAGCCCCAACACAGGCAGCCUGGUGUUGUCAGGGCUGUCUCCCAGUUCUCCAGCACUGGACACCAUCAGCCCCAGCACCAGCAACCAGGUGCCAUCCCUUGGAUCUUCAGCUCCAGAGACCAGCAACCUCCACACCAACCCACAGUCAACAUCGGAGCAGCCCUGGGAACUGCUCCUGUGC